Procambarus clarkii (red swamp crayfish) is the source of this 807-nucleotide messenger RNA. Lineage: Eukaryota; Metazoa; Arthropoda; Malacostraca; Decapoda; Cambaridae. The record is from RefSeq and is a predicted model, not a curated record.
AUGGAUAAAAUUUUCAGCACAGAUCCAAGCACAUUAGGCACAGUGCGGUUGGGUUCGUAUCCAAAACUUCGCUUUUCUAAAAAUAUAGAUACAAUAUUCGACAAAAAGUUCCAAGACUCCUUGCAGGUUGGAAUGAAUGUUAGAAGUAGACAUUAUCAGCUACUGACAGUUGCCUCGUACUCUGGAUGUGAUUUGCAUAGUCCACCUGCCUACAACAAACCUGCCACCGUCAACGAGCCUGCCUACAACAAACCUGCCGCCGUCAACGAGCCUGCCUACAACAAACCUGCCGCCGUCAACGAGCCUGCCUACAACAAACCUGCCGCCGUCAACGAGCCUGCCUACAACAAACCUGCCGCCGUCAACGAGCCUGCCUACAACAGCCUGCCUACAACAAACCUGCCGCCUGUCAACGAGCCUGCCUACAACAGACCUGCCGCUGUCAACGAGCCUGCCUACAACAAACCUGCCGCCAUCAACGAGCCUGCCUACAACAAACCUGCCGCCGUCAACGACGCCUACAACAAACCUGCCGCCGUCAACGAGCCUGCCUACAACAAACCUGCCGCCGUCAACGAGCCUGCCUACAACAAACCUGCCGCCGUCAACGAGCCUGCCUACAACAAACCUGCCACAGUCCACGAGCCUGCCUACAACAAACCUGCCGCCGUCAACGAGCCUGCCUACAACAAACCUACCCCUGUCUGGGCAGUCACUAUUGGCAUUGAGGCACAUUCCGAUAGCAGGGAGCAGAGUGGGAUGAAGCAGUAUGCCCUGCGUCGUUUGCCAUACGUAACGCAGUGGUAG